CGCGCUCUGCUGAGCGAUUGUUUUUGAGCCUGAUGAGCAUGGGUCGAUUUUCAGUAGGAUUCCUUCCCCCUCCUUUUUUCUGUGAUAAUUAUUAGCUAUGCUGAUGACGAGGAACGGGAAGGGUGUAUGCACCUCGGGAAGCUUUGCUUUCUGUGCUCUGUUUCCUCUAUGCUUCUGUAAAAAACUGUUAAUGCGUGCCCUUUUGAAUGGGCUCUGUAAGACAGUUUAACGAGCAACUCUUCCACACUUAUUCUUCUAAGUAGACAGCUUGUUUACUCAGGAUUUUAGUCAUUGAUGAAUGCAUCUUUCUGGCCCCAACACUAGCCAGAAAUAAUUUCUACUGUCUCUCAGGUGAUGUGCUGCUGUUGCUUUUUAAGAGACUCAUGACACUUCUUAGAUGACUGGCUUACGUUUUGCAAAAAAGAAACCAUUGCUUCUACAGCAGCUUCAGGGAAAAGACAGAGAUUUAAAUGGGACACAGAAAUUGCAUUUACCCUAGUCAGGGCUCUUCUGGACCAAUACGUCACAUGAACAGGUGAAAUGAAAUUACCUACUGCAUGCAGCUGCCUGUUGAGUAUCUGACUGGCAAUUUUCCUCCCUGCAGAGUGUCACAGAAGCAGCAUGAGAGGCCUUUCCUGCCACAGGUGCUGUGCUCUACACCAACUUUCAAAGAUGCUAUGCAGCAAGACAGCAGAGACUUUGAAAGCCCCACAAAGGAGAGUAGCUGGUUUAAGUACUCAGGCUGGCAUGUACCUCAGGCCUUGCUGUUUCAGAAGAAAGGCCCAGACCCUCUGACUCAGUUCACUCCUCCACUUGACACAGGGAACUUGCAGUCUGAGAUGAAAGAUCUCGGCAGUCCGAUUGCUGUCACAGGAUCUCAUGCCCAGAGAAUACUGGGGAGCCUGAGUGGUUUUGCAGAGCUGUUUCCUGAUGAACAAGAGGAGAUGGAGAAGCUGGUAGCUGGGGAUCUGUCUUCCAGCAUGGCUGUCUUGCUCUCUGGACCCCUCCUCACCCAGGACAUCAAUAUCAGUGAGGUUUCCAUGAACAGAAGCCGUCUGUAUCGCUCUCCUUCAAUGCCAGAGAACUUGAACAGGCCAGUACUGAAACGAAUAGUACAGUGCCAGGAUAAUGAAACUCCUGUAAAAGUGAAACGGAGGUGCAGCCGAGCUGAUAACGAGCCAGAAGGGGGUGUGACCCUGAAGAAGACAGCUUCACUCUCCAGUGUGGACAUCAUCAAAAUCCUAGAUCAGGACAAUGGUCUCAGACAGCUCAUCGGGGACUUCUCCAAAGUGUAUGCACUGCCAACUGUGACAGGACAGCACCAAGAUCUGCGCUACAUCACUCCAGAGACUGUGGCUGCUCUGCUCUCUGGGCAAUUUCAAAGCCUGAUCGACAAGUUCUACAUCCUUGACUGCCGCUAUCCUUAUGAGUAUAAGGGGGGGCACAUCAAGGGGGCUGUUAACUUUCACAGGCAGGAAGACAUCUUCGAAUUCUUCCUGAAGAAGCCUCUCCUCCCUUCUAUGCCACAGAAACGCCUGAUCCUUGUGUUCCACUGUGAAUUCUCCUCUGAGAGGGGCCCCAAGAUGUGCCGCUAUCUUAGGGAAGAAGAUCGUGCCAUGAAUGAGUACCCUGCGCUGCAUUAUCCUGAGCUGUAUGUCCUGAAGGGAGGCUAUAAGGAAUUUUUCCCUGAGUACAAGGAUCUGUGUGAACCCCAGAGCUACUGCCCAAUGCACCAUCAGGAUUUCAAAGCAGAGCUGAUGAAAUUCCGCACCAAGAGCAAGUCAUGGAAUGUGGAGCGGAGGAAGUGUGACCAGAUCACUCGCCUCAUGAAACUGUACCUUGCCAGCCUACUGAAACAGUAAAAUCUUGUUCUCAGUUCCAUUAUUUUUCUGUCUGUUACUGUGUUUGAUACAGGCUAUGCCUCUGAACAGUUGCUGCCCCUAAGGCACUGCAGCAUGUGCCUGGGUCUGUCUUGCCACUGCCACAUCCAUUGUCCUGCAUGCUAAAUUAGCCUCAGUUCAGACAAAGAGAGAGCAAGUAGCUGCUCUGACAAUACACCUCCUCAAUAUACCCGGAUCAGAACAACAAUCCAGCAUUUGCAGGGCUCAUAGCACAUCACUUAAAUGUCUUUGAAUCAAAAUCUAGUGGAAUGUGUUAUUAGAACUAAAUCUGGGCUGAGGUUGUUACUUGCUCUAUGUUUUUGUCUCUGAAAAAACUAGGCUUAAGGUAGUACAACAGUGGUGUUAGAUGGAACUUGUGCUUUCCUCUCUUUAAGAAAGAUUUUGGGAUUCCCCUUCCAAAUAGUUUUCCUU
Molecule: messenger RNA, 2312 nt
Organism: Struthio camelus australis
Lineage: Eukaryota; Metazoa; Chordata; Aves; Struthioniformes; Struthionidae
Source: RefSeq, a predicted model, not a curated record